Molecule: messenger RNA, 592 nt
Organism: Globicephala melas (long-finned pilot whale)
Lineage: Eukaryota; Metazoa; Chordata; Mammalia; Artiodactyla; Delphinidae
Source: RefSeq, a predicted model, not a curated record
AUGGGCUUCACCAUCUCCUCCCUCUUCUCCUAUCUCUUCAGCAAGAAGCAGAUGUGCAUUUUGAUGGCUGGAUUGGUUGCUGCUGGCAAGACGACCAUUCUGUAUAAACUGAAGUUAGGAGAGGUAGUCACCAACAUUCCUAUCAUUGGUUUUAAUGUGGAAAGAGUAGAAUAUAAGAACAUUUGUUUCACAGUAUGUGAUGUUGGUGGUCAAGAUAAAAUUAGGCCUCUCUGGAGGCAUUACUUCCAAAGUACCCAGGGUCUUAUUUUUGUGGUCGAUAGCAAUGAUCGUGAAAGAAUUCAGGAAGGAGCAGAAGAGCUGCAGAAAAUGCUUCAGGAAGAUGAGCUGCGAGAUGCCAUGUUUCUGCUUUCUGCAAGCAAACAGGAUUUGCCGAAUGCUAUGGCCAUUAGUGAAAUGAUAGAUAAAUUAGGUCCUCAGUCUUUUUGUAACAGAACGUGGUAUGUUCAAGCCACUUGUGCUACACAAGGAACUGGUCUGUAUGAGGGACUUGACUGGGUGUCAAAUGAGCUUUCAAAACGUUAAAUGAAACUCGGUAUCUAACCAAGGACAUGUUUGAUGGAAUCGGUCUAGG